This is a messenger RNA of Fusarium coffeatum, 5412 nucleotides long. RefSeq lists its product as uncharacterized. Gene Ontology annotation, cellular component: nuclear pore inner ring. Gene Ontology annotation, biological process: RNA export from nucleus; protein import into nucleus. The record is from RefSeq and is a predicted model, not a curated record. NCBI's taxonomy places the organism in Eukaryota, Fungi, Ascomycota, Sordariomycetes, Hypocreales, Nectriaceae. Bases 1 to 5412 code for a protein of 1803 amino acids. Gene Ontology annotation, molecular function: structural constituent of nuclear pore. The transcript has 4 exons.
AUGCCUAACUGGGGAGAGGGUACUGCUCUUAUCGCAACUGCGCUCUCCGAUAGCUCUGGCCAGAGGACCACGAGCUCUGCUGUUAUCGAAUUUUUGAGCGACGAUUAUGUUCACCGUCUUCUCGAGGAUCCUGCCAGCACCUUCGCUCCCGCAGACGAAGCUACCAAAAAAGAUUUUCAGACAAAGACAGCACCGAUCAACGUGCCCACAAGCUCAGAUGGACGACCGGAUAUCGAGUCGAUUAAGAAGGAUGCCGAAUGGCUCAGCAAAAAUGCCAAAAUCAACCUAGUCGCUGCCCUCCGUAUCGUCGUUAUUGAACACCAGUCUCGCCCUGCUCGCCAUCUCAGUGGCCCCUUAUCAUCGCAGGAUGCAAAGAACUUGCAGGAGGCUGCUGGCCUCAACAAUGGCCAAGGGUCAGGGUUCUUGAUGGACCUGGGUUCAGCGGCUGCAUUGGAUGCUGAGGAGAUCUGGGCCGAGUUUGAGAAGCCGGAGACGAGGCAGCGACGCCUAUUCGAUACAUAUCUUACCGAGCGUCGUUUUUUCAUGCUGUCAGCGGAUUAUGCCAACUCUAUCAAGCUAUACGAAAGAUUGCCUACCUUCGCCAACGUCGAUCUCGACCUCGCCAAGACUUACCGACUAACUUUGCCUGCGCGAGACGAUGCAGAGCCUUUACUACCCACCUAUCUUCAAGUUCUGACCGACUCCAUGAGCCAGAUCGAAUCUGGGAUCAAAGCUGUAACAGAUGAAAAAUGGGUGACAGAAGAGGUCGAACUAGACUGGAUACGAACUCAUCUGACCGAAGCCGUGCAUGCCUUGUCUGUCGUAUUUCAGAUAGUGGAUAGCUUUGGCGAUGAAUUUGCACCCUCAAAUGCUGUUAACCAGUGGUUUUCGUUGAUGGAGGUCUACAGGUUCUUUGAUGCUGUCCAGCCGAUUCACGAAAGCAUUGCUCCAUUAGUCAUGCCUCUGAAGACACUCUCAGUAGCGGUGUCCCUGAUCUUACUCAAGCCAGCCCGUUCAUUAACAUAUCUCUCCGAGAGGGAGGAGGACGCAACUCAAGCUGAUACCACCUACGAUACAUACCUCCUUUCAUCCGACGUUCUCGAGCAGGUCCACAAGAGUGUGCUCAAUGCCGCAGAUGCCGAUUGUGAGAAUGCUUCGCCUGUCAUAUUCGCAUGGACCCUACUCCUCCAUCGUAUGAACGUGUCCUAUCAGAGCAGGACCGAAAAACGAGACAACCUAUUGCAACAGAACGCGCGAGAGACUUUUGAGGCGGGAGGUGUAAUUCGUCCGGUUGCAAGGCGCAAUUCAGCGGGAAGCAUCUUCUCCAUCGAAUCCUCAAAAUUCGACGGAUUUCUGGAGAAUGCAACUGCAUCUAAAGAUCUUGUCGUGGUUGAGCAGCUUGCAUCGGCGGUCACAGCUCAAGGGCGUGUCUUUGAUGUCAUCUCUAACAUGGCAUCAAGCCUUGGCCCCUCCGAUGAAGGCAGUAUGACUCCUUUACUCAGCUCUCGCCUUCGCAACGUCUUCUUGGAGCUCCUUAAGGUUUCAUACCCCAUUGUUGGUUAUCAGUCAGAACCCGUCAGCGCAUUGCUCUCUGUUUUGAGCGCCGGGCGAAAUUAUUGGGAUCUCUCAAAGAAGGAGAACCUUUCAGAAAAGCAAGAUAUCCUUGCCUCUAUGGUCAACGAUGACCUUGCUUUAGAAUUCUUCUUUCAGCAAGCCCUUGACAGAUAUCCUUACGAGUUCAUGCCAUUCAUCACUCUCUGCCGAACAUUGGCAAGCGCAACAAGCCUUCGCGAUAGCGAGCGGUCUCAGAUGAUUCUUAAUCUCCUUCGCGUCACACCUACGCUGACCUUCGUCCUCCCCGACCACUUUCAAGAAUACGAACUUGCACAAGAAGAUGAGAAUACCAAUACUUUCUGCCUGUUGCAGGACAUUCCUAUCAUUUCAUUAUCUCCUUCAUGGCGAGGCAGACGCGUCGAAGAUGAUUCUUACCGGAUACCCGCCGGCACAUACGGCCGUUUCGUCACAGAUACUGGUAGAGUUGUCUCAAUGGAGUACCCACACUCAACGAUCUCCCUCCUCGGCCGGCGGCUGGAAAUCAACUUGAUGAAGGAAGGCUACCAGUCUGAGCUUGGUAUGCUCCAACCCGAAGAAACAGCCGAAGUCAUCUCCCUUUUCGCAACACUUAUCCGAAUGGACUACUUGAACGCUUCCCAAGAGGACUCAACAGGGGCUCUGGUGCUCUCAGAUGAUGACAUCCUUCUGGAAGCAAAGAAGCAUAUUGAUGCGGGCAGUGGAAGGGACCUGUUGACGGUGGUCUGCGACACGAUGGACUACUAUAUGCAGGUUGACCUUGCAGAGAGCGAGGAUGUCGUGGUGACGAUUCUCACUUCUUGCAUACAGUUCUUGGACGCGGUCUUACCAAUUUACCCUAGCAGAGUUUGGUCUUACCUCUCUCGAUGCGAGCUGUUGAGUUCCGAUUCUCGAGCUGGUAAACUUACCAAGGUUGUUGGCAGCCUCGAUUUGGUACAAGAAAGGCUCGAGUUCCUUUCUUCUUGCCUGCGUCUGUUUGGUAAUCUAAUUGAUACUGCGAUGACCUCCGCCGUUCAACGUCGAGCCGGCAUCCAAGCUACCGGCAGGAACAAGUCGGAUCUAAAUCCUUGGCUCGGUACAGCUGAUAAGGUGUUGGCAAAGGUCAGUUAUGCAAUCGCCCAAGCAGGAGUGGAUAUUUUCGAAAACACAUCCACUUGGAGGUUUGCCUCAGACACAUGCCGUUCAUCAGUCCUUCGAGACGUUGUGCCUAUCCUGCACAAAGUUAUCCUAUACAGCUAUAGCCUUGGCGAUUCUUCCACCUCUGAGAACUUGACUUCUUGCCUACGACCUGCCGCAUCCUAUGUUAUCGACUGCUUUGUCUCACCCUCAACUGGCUCUCUUCGAUUCCAGCCUCUCUUAUCUUCUCUAAUUACUGCGUUCACAACCACCGAUAGCACACUUUAUCCUAGGCGCGUGGAGAUGAUUCAGUCACAACUGGGUGCCGUGCUGGAACUAUCAGCCACACUCUUGCGGGUUGCAAAUUAUCUUGAGCAAUCUUCUAGCAUGAUUGAGACCUACCUUUUCAAGAGCUCUACCCUCCUUGCGCGUCUUUGUGCAGCAUCUGACCAUUUCCGAAGACCUACAAUGUGGCUGCUAGAGUCUCUGGUAGUGAAUGCUGGCAAGUCUUCAAGCGAGCCUCCUUCACUACUUGGUUAUCUUGGGCCUCAAAUUUCCAAAUCUUUCUUACAGCUUUUGUCAACUCUGGGCAAACCUUUCGAACUAAGAGGCGAGGUCAAGGCAACAUGGAAGUUCUUCUCGGCUAUUUUGAGGAACAGGCAGCAGUGGAUGUCCAACUGUCUUCUCACAGGGCAAACCCCGAGAGAGGCAAUGAAAACGGACAAGAAGAAGACCGAUGUUUCUUCCAACUCAGUGUUUGCCACUGGACUUGCCAAGCUCGGAAAGCUGAAAGAUCUAGAAGUCAGCGAAGCGUUGGUCAUACUCGACUUCGUUGCCUCAGCCCAGAACUUCUGGCCCUGGACCGUUUUCACGCUGCAGAAAGACACAGCGUACCUUGAUGGUCUCAGAGCAUAUGUCCGAGAACUCAAGCCAUCCAACCUUACCGUCAAGAGUGAUGCUGUUCGUGCCGGCUUCGAGGCUAGACUAGCCGCCUACAUUGCUGAGACGUUCGCCAUGCAAUUAUACCAUUCGCGACAUCUAGGCAACUCCGACACCUUGGCAAAGAAUCUUGUCAGCGAUCUCGACUAUUAUCUGCGCGACGGAGUCGAGGUUGCAGGCUAUAACAAAUCUUUGCAUAACAAUUUUGCAAGGAACUUUUCAAACAAGUAUUCUGACUGUCCUGUGGGUUACUUCAAACGAACUGCUCUCGAGCCACGAGAAUUAGGGAAAAGCUACUACUACGAUCUCGAACGUGCCGAUGAAAUGCUUCGAUUCGACCCCGGCUGGAAGGGCCGGAAAGAUGAUGGCUUCAAAACAGAGAUGGAGCGCGCAAAUACGAACCUCUCUCUUGUCGACGCUCAACUUGCCCUUUUCCAUGCUUGGGAGUUCCUGCUUGUUGAGCUUUCUACAUGUCUGACUAAGAAUGAUACUGUUGAAAAGCAAAUGCUGCAGGUUGCUCAACAAUGCUUGAACGCAAACCAAGGCAUUCCUGGACCUGAACACAUCUUCCUCAAGCUGGUUGAGUCCCGUGCCAACCUCGCCCUUGUGUUGAUUCAACGCUUGGUCAAAUCUUCUGUGCCAGUGAAGGACAUCAACCAGCUGCUCUCAACCCUUGUUGGCACAAUGAAUGGUGUUGAAGAGCCUUGGGGACCCGAGUCGAUCUCAUACUAUCGUACCCUAUUGAAGGCCCUAUUCGUCACCCUGCGUGCUUAUCACACCAGUGGCAAGAAGACGGGCGAAAACCAAGAUAUCUUUGAGGGAACCACAGUUACGGUCACACAAACCGUGCUCAACAUCCUCGAUCGCGUUGUCGGCAGAGGCUUCCGCGCACUGGUCAGUCUGGUGCACGACAACGAAACCACCGUUUCGCCGGAGGACCUUGGGUUGCUGACAGCCAUCCUUCAAGCGUGUCUCAGCUUACCCAACAUGGAUCAAUCGCAAACCCAAGUUCUUAACAUUAUGGCAGAGCACCAAGUCCUGCACGCUGUUUCGUCCCUUUAUUCUUGGGCGGAUAGGCUGUCUGAUCAGGGUGAUCCUAUCUAUGGCGAGCUCAGUAUGCUAUUCUUACUCGAGCUCUCUACUCUGCCUUUGAUUGCUGAGCAGAUGGCCUGCGAUGGAAUUCUGAGCAAUAUUUUGUCGGCAAACCUGACAAAGUUCAUGCUCAAGUCCAACAUCUCUCCCUACUCAGAUUCUCCUGUUGUGCAACGCUGCUACGGUAUAUGGGCCAAGGGACUGCUGCCUUUAAUGUUGAACCUGCUUACAGCUCUGGGCGCCACCAUUGCCCCAGAGGUUGCCUACGUACUGAACCAGUUCCCACAUCUACUAGAGGCAAGUGUGGACCGUUUUGAAGCACCCGGAGCAAGCCGUACACAGUCUCGGGCGUCACCGCACUACUUGACGCUUGUGGCUAUAUCCGAAGUCCACUCCCUGGCUCUCCUCACAAGGGUACUUGUUGCUCUUCGUGUGAACAAUAAUCGGGACAUUCCGGACGUCGAGUGGGAUUCGGCAAAUCUUCUUGAGAACGUUGACUUUUGGCUGAGCACGAAGAAGCUAUUGAAGGAGCGACUCAUGCCUUUGGGACAACGGGAAAUGGAUUGGCGGGGCAUGAAGCCCGCCGCAGGAACAUAUGACAAUCUUUUGGAGGAGAAAGCUGUGGCUCAAUUAGAUGCCAUUCGGGAUGUGCUGAGCGAAGAAGCAGAGAAUUGA